This is a messenger RNA of Puntigrus tetrazona (Sumatra barb), 3240 nucleotides long. RefSeq names its product zinc finger protein 658B-like. The transcript is spliced from 3 exons. Gene Ontology annotation, cellular component: nucleus. Gene Ontology annotation, molecular function: RNA polymerase II cis-regulatory region sequence-specific DNA binding; DNA-binding transcription factor activity, RNA polymerase II-specific. Gene Ontology annotation, biological process: regulation of transcription by RNA polymerase II. The coding region runs from base 273 to 2378 and encodes 701 amino acids. Lineage: Eukaryota; Metazoa; Chordata; Actinopteri; Cypriniformes; Cyprinidae. The record is from RefSeq and is a predicted model, not a curated record.
AUCAAUUCACGGAUCUUCAUAUAAUUGUACAAUUAUCAAAAACACGGUUUGUUAAAGGAACAUUAUACAGAGUCAUUCCGUAUCGUUUUUAUCCGGUUCAGCGCUAUUUGUUUGUCUUUUCUGACGGAAAUAAACAUUCAGUCUAACAAACAACAGUGUGAGGAACUAAUGCUAAAUACAUUUAUUUUUCUUGGUCCCACCACACAGCAGUUCAGCAUCUUCAUUUAGCUUAGAAGUGAAGAAGAUUCAAUUUGUGAAAGAAAACUGAAAACAUGAAUGAUCCAGAGCCCUGCGGAAUAAAAGAGGAAGAUACUGAACAACAAAUAGACCUGUUUGAAGAGAGCAAGGAGACUGAAGCACUCAUUGAAGAGGGGGAGAAACAUCAUGUCAAGACUGAAGAAACAUCCUGGAGCCCUUCACUGAAAAACGACAAUACAUGUUUCACUUACCCUCAGUGUGGAAAGAGUUUCUCAUGCAAGCAAAAUCUGGACCUUCACAUAAAAUGUCACAGUGGGGGGACGCUGUAUGCUUGUGAGCAGUGCGGUGAGAUUUUCGCAAUAAAAGAAAACCUAACUGAACACAUGAAAAUCCACACCGCAGAGAAGAAACACAUAUGUCAUCAGUGUGGGAAGGGUUUUACACAAAAAGGAAACCUUAACCAACACAUGAAAAUCCACACCGGAGAGAAACCGCACACGUGUGAUCAGUGCGGGAAGAGUUAUGUACGAAAAGCAGCCCUUAAUGAUCACAUGAAAAUCCACACCGGAGAGAGUCUUCACAAGUGUGAUCAGUGCGGGAAGAGUUUUUCACAAAAAGGAAACCUUAAUGAACACAUGAAAGUCCACACCGGAGAGAGGCCGUUCACAUGCGAUCAGUGUGAGAAGAGAUUUGCAUAUAAAAGUAACCUCAACGAACACAUGAAAACCCACACUGGAGAGAAACCAUACGCAUGUGAUCAGUGCGGCCAGAGUUUCACAAAAAAAGGAGCCCUUAAUGAACAUGUGAAAAUCCACACCGGAGAGAAACCGCACACGUGUGAUCAAUGUGGGAAGAGUUACGCACGAAAAGGAGCCCUUAAUGAACACAUGAAAGUUCACACUGGAGAGAAGAAGUACACGUGUGAUCAGUGCGGGAAGAGUUACGCACGAAAAGGAGCGCUUAAUGAUCACAUGAAAAUCCACACCGGAGAAAAGCCGUACACUUGUGAUCAGUGCGGAAAGAGUUUCAUAAAAUCAGGUGUUUAUAAAGUACAUCUGCUUACUCAUUCUAGAGAAAGGCUGUAUAGUUGUGACCAGUGCGGUAAAAAGUUUUCUAGGGCAGAUUUCCUGAAGGACCACCUGAAAAUUCAUACAAAGGAGAAGCCUUACGUGUGUUCUUUAUGUGGAAAGAGUUUUAGGAAGAGGAGUGCUUUUAAACUACACCAGAAAAGACACAGCGGCGUGAAGGAUUAUGUCUGCUCUGAGUGUGGGAAGACUUUUUUCACAUAUGGUGCACUGCAAGUGCACCAGCCAGUUCACUCUACAGAAACACCUUUCAAGUGUUCACACUGUGACAAGAGCUUCAAACGGUUACAAUAUCUGAAAAUACAUGAGAGGAUCCACACCGGAGAGAAACCGUAUCACUGCCAUCCAUGUGGGAAGAGUUUCACCAAUUUUUCUUCUCUAACCAGUCAUAAAAAUAAAUGCAUUCAUGAAAACGACACUACAAAGAAGUCACACACAUGUGAACAAUGUGGGAAAUGUUUUGCACAAAAAACUAACCUUAAUGAUCACAUGACAAUCCACACCGGAGAGAAACCGCACACGUGUGAUCAGUGCGGGAAGAGUUACGCACGAAAAGGAGCGCUUAAUUUCCACAUGAAAGUCCACACCGGAGAAAAGCCGUACACUUGUGAUCAGUGCGGGAAGAGUUUCAGAAAAUCAGGGGUUUAUAAAGUACACCUGCUUACUCAUUCUAGAGAAAGGCUGUAUAGCUGUGACCAGUGCGGUAAAAAGUUUUUUAGGGCAGAUUUCCUGAAGGACCACCUGAAAGUUCAUACAAAGGAGAAGCCUUACGUGUGUUCUUUGUGUGGAAAGAGUUUCAGGCAGAUGUGUGCUUUAAAGAUACACCAGAAAAGACACAGCGGCGUGAAGGAUCAUGCUUGCUCUGAAUGUGGGAAGACUUUUGUUACAGAAAGUGCUCUGAAGGUGCAUCACACAGUUCACUCUACAGAAACGCCUUUCAAGUGUUCACACUGUGGCAAGAGAUUCAAACGGUCUGAUUAUCUGAAAAUACACGAGAGGGUCCACACUGGAGAGAAACCGUACACAUGUGAUGAGUGUGGAAAGAGCUUCACUCAUUUUUCUUCUCUAACCAGUCAUAAAAAAAUGCAUGUCUGAAAUUACAAUUACAAGUAGUUUGAUUUCUGAUCUGUUGACUGCAUCAAACUAUCAUGCUGGUAAUUGAUUAAUCAAAGAUUAUUAGAAAAAUAAACUUCUUGAUUAUUUCAAAUUAAUAUUUUUUUAAUUUGCUUUAUUGUAAGCAUUGUAAUUCUGUCUUUAUAUUUUAUGUUACUUACGGAUGUACAGUGGGGCAAAAAAUAUUUUGGCCCAUUCCUCCAUGCAGAUCUCCUCUAGACCAGUAAUGUUUUGGGGCUGUUGCUGGGCAUCCAAAGAUUGUCUGGGUUUGAGAUCAGGAGACUAGCUAGGCCGCUCCAGGACCUUGAAAUGCUUUUUACGAAGCCACUCCUUUGUUGCCUGGGCGGUGUGUUUGGGAUCAUAGUCACUGAAAGUCACAACCACAUUUAAUCUUCAAUGCCCUUGCUGAUGGAAGGAGGUUUUCACUCAUGAUACAUGGCUCCAUUUAUCAUCAGAUUAGUCGUCCUGGUCCCUUUGCAGAAAAACAGCCCCAAAGCAUGAUGUUUCCACCCCCAUGCUUCACAGUAGGUAUGAUGUUCUUUGGAUGGAACUCAGCAAUUUUUCUCCGCCAAACACGAAAAGUUCAGUUUUUACCAAAAUUUUCAUCUGAUCAUGACAUUCUCCCAAUCCUCUUCUGGAUCAUCCAAUUGCUCUCUAACUGACUUCAAACGGGCCUCAACAUGUACUGGCUUAAGCAGGGGGACACAUCUGGCACUGCAGGAUUUGAGUUCCUUGUGGCGCCGUGUGUUACUGAUAGGAGCCUUUGUUACUUUGGUCCCAGCUCUCUGCAGGUCAUUCACUAGGUAUGGUAUGGUUCUGGGAUUUUUGCUCCCAGUUCCUGUGA